Molecule: messenger RNA, 712 nt
Organism: Rotaria sordida
Lineage: Eukaryota; Metazoa; Rotifera; Eurotatoria; Philodinida; Philodinidae
Source: the annotation of a GenBank genome assembly
CAAAAAGCGCAAAAUGACGUGUCGGCGGAUUUUCUACGACCUUCUCCCAAAAACAUCACGAAAUAACGAAAUUUAUCAAAAAAACCUUUUUUCUUCAGUUUUUGUUAUGCUUUUAAGUUUUUAAGAAAAGGUCGUAGAAAAUGCAGCGACGCAUUAUUUUAUGCUCUUUGACAUGGUAUUGUUAAAGAAUAGCUUGUUGGAUCUAAAAACUAUCGUGUUCGGUUCUUAUAAUAAACCUUACCGUCAUAAUUCAUUUACGCAAUCUUGAUGUGGAAUACAUUAGAUAAAAUAUUUCAUUGACUAUUAAAAUCAUCUUCAGAAUUUGACCUAGGUGCUUAAGUUUGUUCCAGCCCCUUAUCCGAGCUAUAAUCCAUGGUUUGAAAUCAUAUUGGAUACACAAGAAGGUUUCGGUAAGACUAGAAAAACUCUAAAACAAUUCAUGCCCAUUGAUUUCUCGAGCCGAGCUAUGAUCAUUUUACUGAACUUUCGACCUAUAGCAAUGCAUAGAGAAAAAACAAUGAUUAGUUAUUUGUUUCGUGAAAUUAAAAUCACAUAUAUUUUUCUUAUUUCAGGAUCUAUUUUCAUCAAUAGCCAAUUAUAAAAUAACUGGAGAAAAUGUGGCAGUUAAACAAGAAAUUAUACGUUCAAGAAUGAAAUUAGUUGAUCAAACAGCAAUUAAUCUUAAUAAUCGUCUCUAUCAAUGUCAAAAUGA